Messenger RNA from Colletotrichum higginsianum IMI 349063, 975 nucleotides. RefSeq lists its product as uncharacterized. The record is from RefSeq and is a predicted model, not a curated record. The transcript is spliced from 2 exons. Lineage: Eukaryota; Fungi; Ascomycota; Sordariomycetes; Glomerellales; Glomerellaceae. The coding region runs from base 1 to 975 and encodes 324 amino acids.
AUGGCGACUGUCUCCAAUAACGUACUGGCCCCGAGGUCGCUCCCCAAGAUCGAGACGAUACAGAACGGGCCGAUCUCGAGCCUCCAGCCGUACGGGUCGCUGCUCUUCGUCUCGAGCAUCAUCGCCAUCGUCAUCCUGGCCAACGUCCUCGAGCGGCUGAUGCUUCGCGUCGUCUACGGCGACAUCUGGACCGAGCUGCAGCGCCCCGGCGCCGAGAAGCGCCGCCGCUCCUUCACCUACUACCACGUCGGCGCCAUCACCAUGUUCACCAUCAUCUGCAUCGGCGCCUACCCCUCCAUGCACUUCCUCGUCGGGCCCGCCAACCUGUCCACCGACGUCGUGCCGGGCCCGGGGAGCCGCAUCCGCGUCGGCGACCUCCUCUUCGCCGUCAGCCAGACCUACAGCGCCUACUACGCCUUCGAGCUCUGCUACCGCACCCAGUUCGCGAGCCCGCUCAGCAUCGCCCACCACAUCGGCCUGCUGGCCAUAACGCAGACGGCGCUGUCCCUCUUUGGCAACUACAAAAGACACCCAGAGGCGACCAUAGAGUUCUACAUGUGUAUGAUAUGGGGCGUCUUCGACUCCAUCGUCGAGCUGCCUGUCUACAUCACCAUGAUCCUCUGGCGCAUCCGGCGGAACGACCACCGGCUGCUGUCGUACCUGACCACCGGCCUCUGCGUCUGGGUCGUCGUCGGCGCCUGCACCGAGGUCGCCGUCACCAUCUACCUCCUCCACAAGUCGUGGGACCGGUGGGGCCACGUGUGGAAGUUCGUCACGCCCUUCAUCUUCUCGCUCUGGAUCGCGACGCAGCUGUACGGCGCCUCGAGGCUGUGGUCCAUGUCGCGGUCCGAGUGGCGCAAGUGCCACAAGGGGACGUUGCAGGAGAUGGAGCCCGCCAUCGAGCAGCCGGGGCUUUUGCCCGACGAACGAGACGGCGGCAGCCAGGAGGAGGAGUCGAAGAGCAAGGCGACAUGA